GAUCUGGUCACAAUUACGACCAAGUUACAAAGGUAAUUGAUCAUCUACACAUGUAUACAUGUUUACAAUGAUGAACAAAUUACAAAGUAACUGAAACUCCACUCAGCCUUCUCCUAGACAGCUUCAGCAGAACACACAGGCAUAACACAAGGCUUAAGACACUUUUUGACAUCCCUCUUGUCCAUCUCACACUAUGCAAAAAUGCAAUGCACAUGAAGGGGUCUAAAAUCUGGAACUCUUUGCCCGAAACAGCAAGAGGUCCCCUUCCCACAAAUCAAAGAUUAUACUAAAAAAUCAUAUCUCUCAAUAACAACUAUACCCACAUUAUACUAAACUCUAACCUAAUUUAAAGGAACUCUCCCAAAUAUUUUAUUAUCCCUUAACUAUUAGGCCAUUAUUAACAAGCUUAAAUAUGUAUGUUUGUAUUAUUAAUUGUACUACCUUAUAUUAAUAAUAGAGUAAAAUAUUGAGUAUUGGUAGUCUACCACUCUUCACCUGUCUAGACUUAAGUAGUCUUUAAGUACAGUGGACCCCCGCCUUACGAUAUUAAUUCAUUCCAGAAGUCUGUUCGGGUGCCGUUACUGAACGAAUUUGUUCCCAUAAAGAAUAUUGCAAAUUAGAUCAGUCCGUUUCAGACCCCCAAAAAUACACUUACAUAAUUGUUCAAGUUGGGAUCUGAUCGUAAGGCGGGGGUCCACUGUAUUAGGUUAAAUCUGCCUGAACUGCCUUGGUAUGAUAGUGGCUUUCUUUGUACCAAUCAAAUUAUGAAAUGUAAACACACAUUGUAACCUUCACAAAGAAAUAAAAUUUUGAUUUUGAUCUGAUUUGAUUUUAACGUUGUCAUAAAUUCCAUUCUCCUAUGUGCAGGUUAUUUGUAUGUGUACUUUGUUUCAGUCACGGUAUUGUGACUUUUUAUUUUCUUCUUGAUGGUGUGUGUGUUAAUUGAGGUAUGUAUAAGAGUAAUAUGUAAACAACUGUUUGUUCCACAGUCACCGUCAGUGUUGUCACUCAGAGGAUCGUCCUAUGAUAAGCUUCCGCCCAUUAACAAAGAACCAGAGAGAUUAUUUGAUAAACCAACACGACGUCACAGCAUCGGUGAAGUGCGACGUCCUGACACGGCUCUCAGCUUGAGGAGCCCUCUCAGGCGUGGUGUCUCCAAGGGUUUUGGUCAAGAUCGACAGACUUCCACUGAUACCUUAGAGUACCUCACAGAACCUGAAUCACCUGGCCUUCCCAAAGCUGUUCGCAGAAAGUGAGUAAAUUACACUAGACCACUUCUGCUUCUGAACGCUAUAUUCACAUUGCUGCAAGAAUAUAACAUUACUGUAAAUCUUUUAUUAAAACUAUAUUACAUUUUUUUCACAAUAGGUUACAUACUACAGAAGUUAAAUUCUUUUUAUUCAUAAGUCCUGGAAGACUUCAUUUAAGAUCAUAAUUUCACUCUUUAAAUUUGCUUUGUUUCUUGGAGAAAGUUUAUGGUACCUGGAGGGUGUUACCCUGAAUGUAUUGACCCAGAGUGGACAUACAUUCCCAAGGUUGUGCCCU
This is a messenger RNA of Cherax quadricarinatus, 1545 nucleotides long. NCBI's taxonomy places the organism in Eukaryota, Metazoa, Arthropoda, Malacostraca, Decapoda, Parastacidae. The record is from RefSeq and is a predicted model, not a curated record.